Messenger RNA from Adineta ricciae, 1371 nucleotides. NCBI's taxonomy places the organism in Eukaryota, Metazoa, Rotifera, Eurotatoria, Adinetida, Adinetidae. The record is from the annotation of a GenBank genome assembly.
AUGAGCGAAAAAGUAAUUCACAGCUUCGAAGGAAUUUGUCCCUUAACACAUUAUGGAAUCUAUGGAAUUAAAAAAAGUUUCAACAUGCCAAACUUUCCAUGCUGUGAUAAAACAGACCACGUAUCUUUGAAAAAACACUUAAUGUACAAACAUAAUCUGUCAAAUACUGCUGCAAAUAAGAUCGUUCUCGAUCGCAUGCAUACAACUAAUCCAAACCGAAAGAAAAAAUCCGCAUUAAUAUUUCACGGUACUCAAGAAUUAUUUUCACAUUCAGUUCAUUGGCACAAAGGGCAAUGUCCGUUUUCUUACGGUUUCACAAAUGUUUAUAAUCUAACAUGCAUCAGUCAUAAGAUAAAAAACUUCGACUGUCGCCAUCGUAAACAAUGUCUGCUACUAUCUCAUUUACGCGUUUCACAUAACUUAAAUAUUAAAUCAGCGAAGAAAAUCGUCAAAGCAAUUAUGUCGUCAUCAAUUGAGAGUAAACAAAAAUCAUCGAUCGAAAACGAUAUCAGAGAAAUAAUUCUCUUCCAGAAAGACGAUGUCGUCUUGAAUACCAAUCCAAAUAUUUAUAACGACGAUCGAAGAUUUCGACAUUAUUGCCCAUUGACAAAAAAUGAAUUCAUUCACGAACAACCACUGUUUAAUAUUCCUUGCACAAAAGUCAACGAGAAAUUUCUUCUGUUCGCUCAUCUUCAACAUUACCAUCAGAUGAGUGGUGAACUUGCUCUUCGUCUCAUUCGUUCUAUCCGUACCGGUACAGAAUCUGCAGUAAUCAAUGAUCUUUUACAAAAUUAUCCUAAUCAACAUUCUAUUGCUACGACAAUGCCCAUCAAUUCUACACAUUCAAAGAACGGCGUUAACGCGGAGGAAAUCGAUAUUGUUCCGUAUAAAUGUAUAUGUCCAUAUUCGAAUCAUUCACCCGAUAGAAAUUCGAAUCAAUCGAAAAACCUGCUGAAAAAAUUUACAAAAUUCGUGCAGAAUAUUCCGUGCGAUCGUCCCUGUGCAGUGAAUCUUUAUCGACACCUUCGAAAUUAUCAUAAAGUUGAUCUACAGCAUGCGAAAGACAUCACGAGGACGAUAAUGCUGGCAAAAACGGUGAAAAACGAUGCCUGCGUACAGGAGUCGAUAACAAAUACAGCAGAGUCACUUAAAAAACGAAAAUUAACGGACGAAUUUGAAACAACGAAACCUCUAGCGCAUAUGGAUUUCCAGAAUAUAAAAGCAGAAGAGAAGAGCGAAUCAAUUGAUUUUUUCAUUGAGAAUGAGAAUCCUGAUGAAUGGGUUGCAUCAAUGAUUAAUGAUGAAGAUUCACUUUUUCUUUCGUUUGAUGAAGAAGGAACUAAUGAUAAUGUCAUCGAAAGCAAUAUCUAA